AUGAUUACUGGUGUGUUACUUCUGGUUGUGGUUACUGCUAUUAUUCCACUUGUUUUUAUUCUUAAAAACAAUACAGGUAAUAAUCAAUUCAACUUAACAAAGAUUGCUACGACUAAUGAAUUCGAUAUAAUAUAUGGAUUUUCAUUGAAUUUAGGAUCAAACAAUAGUUCAAGUUCGUCCAAUGUGAAUGUUCCUAAACGUCUUGGUAUCUAUUAUGGAUGGCCAUCAUUAGUGCAAGGUGUCCAGGGAAAUCUAACUGCAGCUAUUUCCAUAUUUAGUCAGUUUGAUUUGAUUGUCUUUGGUGAUGGAAUAGCUUCGCCCUCGCAUGGUGAUCAUAAGAAUACACAAAUAAUCAUUCAAUCAUUAAAUAACCUUGGAAAAUUAAGUUUUGGUUAUAUUGAUCUAGGAGUUACAACACAAAAUUUAUCUAUUUUACAGAUGCAAACAACUGUUGAUGAGUGGGCAGCUAUGGGAAUCAAUGGGAUUCUGUGGGAUGAUGCUGGUUAUGAUUAUAAUGUAAGUCGAUCUCGUCAAAAUACAAUGAUCUCUUAUUGCCAUUCAUUCAAUUUACGAGUUAUGAUGAAUGCAUGGAAUCCAGAUGAUGUUAUGUCUGGGAGUCCAAUGCUUUUAGGCUCUAAUGAUAUUUAUUUACUUGAAUCAUAUCUAAUAUCGAAUGGAAACUAUCAAAACUUGGCAGCAUGGAAAAUAAAAGCAGAUAAAUGUUUAUCGUAUGCAAAUCUGUAUGGAAUUUCAAUGGCGACUCUUUCAACAAGUUCAACUCAAAUAUCAUCAUCGUUUGGUUUAACUCAACAGUUUAGUCAAGCUUGGUUUGGAACUGCUAUUUAUAACUUUCAAUAUUUUCAAGCUACAGAUAUUCAAUACAGCUCAUCCAAUAAUAUGUUAUAUGCAUUUGAAAAUCUCUUAACAUCGUAUGGAAACAGUUGGCAAACAGCUGAUGUACAAAAUGAUUCAAAUAUCCAUUUUUAUAGAUCAACAGAUACUUACAUUUUAAACAUUUAUGGAGAUGGGAUGACUUAUGGAAAUGGAAGUUUUACUUUGGUAUCCAAUGGAUAA
Messenger RNA from Rotaria socialis, 1074 nucleotides. NCBI's taxonomy places the organism in Eukaryota, Metazoa, Rotifera, Eurotatoria, Philodinida, Philodinidae. The record is from the annotation of a GenBank genome assembly.